Messenger RNA from Myzus persicae (green peach aphid), 1576 nucleotides. RefSeq names its product acetylcholine receptor subunit alpha-like 1. The record is from RefSeq and is a predicted model, not a curated record. The transcript has 10 exons. Gene Ontology annotation, molecular function: transmembrane signaling receptor activity; neurotransmitter receptor activity; extracellular ligand-gated monoatomic ion channel activity. The coding region runs from base 194 to 1417 and encodes 407 amino acids. Gene Ontology annotation, cellular component: synapse; neuron projection; membrane. Gene Ontology annotation, biological process: signal transduction; nervous system process; chemical synaptic transmission. NCBI's taxonomy places the organism in Eukaryota, Metazoa, Arthropoda, Insecta, Hemiptera, Aphididae.
UAAUAUGCAUAUCUGCAUGUCUAAUAAAAAUAAAAAAAUCAACGAGUGCGUACACGAACUUUUACGAUGAUUGGGUUUAAUUGAAAUACAUAUUAUAUUUAUAUAAGUACAAUAGGUUCGACACCGUUGAAUAAGGUCCACCGAGUAUUUUCCGUCACUGUUUCUAGUGCCAAUAUUGCCACCAGACAUCACGAUGGACGGUCUACGGUCGGGAUUGUUCCUGAUCUUUUUGGCCGGGUACUGUGCGGCCGGUGACACAACUAACUCAAGACUACCAGACGAAAACAUCACGGCUGGACACGAGUUGAGAAAACAGCUGUUAAAAAAUUACGAUAAAGUAGUAGUGCCCGCUACAAGUAAAAAACGCGUUCCCAUGAAAGUUAACACUGUAUUCAACAGCGUGGAAUUGAAUUACGAAUCGUCUCAUAUGAUCAUUUACGCCUGGUUAAAAGUGACGUGGAUUGACGAUCGACUGACAUGGAACCCGAACGAUUACGAUCAAGUCAAUUACAUCACUUUCGAACACUUCGAAAUUUGGCAUCCAGACCUCAUGGCCUACAACAAUAUUGAGGCCAACACCAUAGUGGACGGAAACACCCGGAGCAUCGUGUUCAACACUGGAGACGUCUUGUGGGUACAGCCCGUGCAAUACAGGAUAUACUGUAGAGCUGACAUGACCCAUUGGCCUUACGAUACGCAGACCGGAAUGUUAAAAAUCGGAUCGUGGGUGUACAGCACGAACUCGAUAAAUAUGACGGACACCGCGCACGAGAUCGAAAUCCAUUCACCUCAAUCGGAAUGGCAGAUAUUACGAAUUUCCAGCGAGAAAAUUACAAAACUCUAUUCGUGCUGCCCUAACGAUCCAUACAGCCACGUCGAGUACAACAUCACCGUCCAUCGUAACUCCAAUACCUAUCAUCCGGUGGUUUUCGUACCGGCCUUAUGUACAGCUCUAUUGAAUCUACUAGUGUUUUGGCUUUCGCUAGAUGACUACAGAUACAAACUGAUAAUAAGCCUAUUCAACGCUUUAAUUGUUGUCGUCGUUCUACAGAUUCUGUACUCGAAAAUACCUCUGAUACUAUCCACAGUCCCAUUAAUAUCUUUAUACUACACGUACAGUCUGGCACUGAUAGUUUUGACAGCUAUAAUAUCAGUGGUGGUAAAAAAUAUGACAAUAAUACGGAAACCACUCUCAAAACCAAUUUCAAGCAUCGUUCAAUCCAAAUUUAUGGAAUUCCUGGCAAUGGAAGUGAACGAACCAUCGUCGAGCAACCGAAUUCAAAACGAAGACAAAGAAAUAGAUUUACAAUAUAUAGAGUUUAACAAAAGACAGAUAUUUGCUAAAAUAAUUGAUAAAAUAUGUUUUAUUAUAUUUUCAAUUAUUUAUGUUAUUCUUCUAUCUCGCUUUGUGUUUUAGUUGAUGAAAAUAAUAUUAUAUUUUUGAGUUUUUUAUCGUUUACAAUAGUACCUAUACAAUUUAGAGGAAUUAAAGUACAAUAACAUUUAGUUAUUACAAUUGGGCCUGAUAUGUACGAACUUGAAAAUAUAUGCUCCAGACGUUCGAGUAGAGACCUCG